AUGCCCGGCGGUAAGAGAGGACUGGUGGCUCCACAGAACACUUUUCUCGAGAACAUCGUCCGUCGCUCCAUCGAGACAAGUUUUCUGCUGGGGAACGCUCAGAUCGUGGAGUGGCCGGUGGUUUACAGUAAUGACGGCUUCUGCAAACUCUCAGGGUACCACAGAGCCGAGGUCAUGCAGAAGAGCAGCACAUGCAGUUUUAUGUAUGGUGAGCUGACGGAUAAAAAGACCAUAGAGAAAGUGAGACAGACCUUUGAUAACUAUGAAUCCAACUGCUUUGAAGUGCUGCUUUACAAAAAGAAUAGAAUGCCGGUGUGGUUCUACAUGCAGGUUGCACCAAUCAGGAACGAGAAUGAUAAGGUGGUCCUGUUCCUGUGCACUUUUAAAGAUAUCACUGUGUUUAAACAGCCCAUCGAGGAUGAAAGCACUAAAGGUUGGACCAAGUUUGCGAGGCUCACCCGGGCACUGACAAACAGCAGAACCAUCCAGCAGCUGGCACCUCUGAGCAAACCUGAUGUCAGUUCCCACAAGCCCUCUCGACUAGCAGAGGUACUUCAGCUUAGCUCGGACAUCCUGCCCCAGUACAAGCAAGAAGCUCCCAAGACUCCUCCUCACAUCAUCCUUCACUACUGCACCUUCAAAACCACGUGGGACUGGGUGAUCCUCAUCCUCACCUUCUACACAGCCAUCAUGGUGCCCUACAAUGUCUCGUUUAAGACCAAGCAAAACAACGUUACGUGGCUGGUGCUGGACAGCGUGGUGGACGUCAUCUUCCUGGUGGACAUCGUGCUCAACUUUCACACCACGUUCGUCGGACCUGGAGGAGAGGUCAUCUCCGACCCCAAACUGAUUCGGAUGAACUAUUUGAAGACUUGGUUUGUGAUCGACCUGCUUUCCUGCCUGCCUUAUGACAUCAUCAAUGCUUUUGAGAAUGUGGACGAGGGCAUCAGUAGUUUAUUCAGUUCUUUGAAGGUGGUGCGACUGCUGCGCUUGGGCCGAGUAGCAAGAAAACUGGACCAUUAUCUGGAAUAUGGUGCAGCCGUACUGGUGCUGCUGGUGUGUGUGUUUGGACUGGUGGCUCACUGGCUGGCCUGUAUCUGGUACAGUAUUGGAGACUAUGAGGUCAUCGACAAGCUCACCAACAACAUCAAGACCGACAGCUGGCUCUACCAGUUAGCUACCACUAUUGGCUCACCGUACCGCUACAACACAAGUGGCACUGGCCAGUGGGAGGGUGGCCCUGGGAAACACACCCUCUACAUUACCUCCCUGUAUUUCACCAUGACCAGUCUGACUACCAUUGGAUUUGGGAACAUCGCACCCACUACUGACGGAGAGAAGAUCUUCUCAGUGGCCAUGAUGAUGGUAGGAUCUCUUCUGUAUGCCACCAUCUUUGGAAAUGUGACCACCAUCUUCCAACAGAUGUAUGCCAACACCAACCGCUAUCACGAGAUGCUGAACAAUGUGAGGGACUUCCUGAAGCUCUACCAGGUUCCCAAGGGUCUGAGUGAGAGAGUGAUGGACUAUAUCGUCUCCACUUGGUCCAUGACCAAAGGCAUUGACACUGAGAAGGUGCUGUCCAUCUGUCCUAAGGACAUGCGAGCGGACAUCUGUGUUCACCUGAACAGAAAGGUCUUUAACGAGCACCCUGCGUUCAGGUUAGCCAGCGACGGCUGCUUACGCUCCUUGGCCGUUGAAUUUCAGACCAUCCAUUCGGCUCCCGGUGAUCUCAUAUUUCACUCUGGGGAGAGCGUCGACACCCUCUGCUUCGUCGUGUCCGGGUCACUCGAGGUCAUUCAGGAUGAUGAGGUCAUCGCAAUUCUUGGUAAAGGUGACGUGUUCGGUGACGUGUUCUGGAAGGAGACGACGUUAGCUCAUGCGUGCGCUAACGUCAGAGCGCUAACCUAUUGUGAUCUACACAUCAUUCGGAGAGAGGCUCUGCUCAAAGUUCUCGAUUUCUACACGGCCUUCGCCAACUCCUUUUCUCGAAAUCUGGUCCUCACCUGCAACCUGCGCAAAAGGAUCAUUUUCCGUAAGAUCAGUGAUGUAAAGAAGGAGGAAGAGGAGCGUGAGCGCUCAAAGAACGAGGUGCCACUGACCAUCCCUGUGGAUCACCCGGUCCGAAAACUCCUCCAGAAAUUCAAGCAGCAGAAGGAGCUACGCAACCAAGAGGCCUCAGCACAGCUUGACCUGGAGAAAAACCACACACUUGGAUUCCAACAGCGCCAUCACACUCAUCUACAACACACACAUCCAUCCAUCCAGAUCCCACAAAACACACUUCAAGCGGUGCAGAACGGAACAGCAAGCAUGGGUUCCUGCAGCAGUGUGGUCACCAUCUCACAGAUCACCCCAAUCCAGAACUUCUCCAAACCUAAUGAUCCGCGGAAACAAAACAACUGUGACGUCAUGGAACUUAAACCUGCUGGGGAUCAAACCCCAAGCACUGCACGCUUAAAAUUAAGCAACACAGCACAGGCCACAGUGUCUGGAACCGGACGCAGCUGGAUGAGGCUGAAAAACAAUAUGACUUCCCCAGGUUCACCUAAUAGGGACAGAAAGGAAGGACUGAACAAUGUGAUCAAAGCUGCGUCCAUGGAACGCCUCUCACCUGAGGUCAAGGUCCACAUUGAAGAAGUCGUCGACAUUGGCGAGUCAGGAAAGAGCUCACUUCGUAAAACAGACUCCUGGGAUAGCGGCUUGACCCAAAGUGAUCAGAGGCUGGACCAUGUUGAGGAGGUACCGAGUCCUGAACCAAGUAGUAGCUGUUGUGAAGACGGACUACCGAGGCAUCUAUUUUCCAACCAUGAACUUUUAUUUCAGGCCACACUUCAUGAGGCAAGGCAAGAACUACGGGGUGAGAUCCAGGCUUUAGGUACCAGGAUGGCUGUUUUAGAGGAACAAGUAGGUCAGAUCCUUAGAUUGUUAUCAGAGAAGAACGAUCCACUAGAUCAGACCCUCACUCCUCAAAUUCACAGAUCUAAAUCCAGUGACUUCUACACACUCUCUACACCAGGUAGUCCUGAUUCAAGUAAUAAUGAAGGUUUG
Molecule: messenger RNA, 3048 nt
Organism: Trichomycterus rosablanca
Lineage: Eukaryota; Metazoa; Chordata; Actinopteri; Siluriformes; Trichomycteridae
Gene: kcnh5b
Product: potassium voltage-gated channel, subfamily H (eag-related), member 5b
Exons: 11
Biological process (GO): regulation of membrane potential; potassium ion transmembrane transport
Cellular component (GO): plasma membrane
Molecular function (GO): voltage-gated potassium channel activity
Source: RefSeq, a predicted model, not a curated record